AUGGCGGGCGCCAGCUUGGAUUGGGCUGAUAAGCCUAACGCCGAUCUCGCCUUGUCGUCGGAUGAAGAGGAUUUUGUUUCCAGCCCAAGCACUGCUUCAAGGGAGCUUGAAGGUGUCGCCAAGCAGAAUCUGACACUGGCUUUGGGGAAGUUGCGCUUAGAGCAAGAGGGCUUGAAUCAAUCCUCCGAACAGGACGCGACUCCAACAACUCCCCGCACAGAAGGUCCAAAUCACACCCCUCCAGAACCGGAAAUGGCGAAAACCCCUCUGCAGCUGCUGGACUUGCCGUUGGAUAUUCUGAAAGAGAUCAUCAAAGAGGUAACACAGGUCUUCCCCGAGAUCCCGGACUCGGACCCUGGCAAUAACAGAGAUCGCUUCCGAUCGCGACGAGGCAAUCAUUAUGCACAGUAUACCCGCACGUUCUCCAUCGGAAACGGCCCUCUUAGCUGGGUACAAGAAUACUCGGUGACCAAAGAAGUGGGCAAAAUGCUAGGGACGCUGGUUGCCUUGGCAGUUGCGCGGAUGGUGAAUCUUGAGGCCUUUGUUUGGGACAUGCCGACUGGGGUGGUCCGUGAAAUAUGGCUGGCGCUUGCGUCGUUGGCAGAUCGGCCAGGACACGAUUGUCGCCUGGAACGUAUUUGGGUGCGCUGGCAUGACAAUUCAGAGAAUGCCUUACGCAGUUCGUCGGCGGCGGCAACGAGACUUUUCCAAAAAUACAAACAUGUGGAACAUCCUUCCUUGUCUGUACUGCCUCCGCUCAAGAGCGUGGCCGUUCUUGACAUAGAUGAACCCGCUUAUGUGGAGGAGCUGGCUCUUCUCAUUGAGCGGUCACGUCACCGUCUGUCCGAACUCCGAAUUGGUAUCGCUGAAAAGGCCCAUAUGAGUGCGUGGCUGCAGUGCGGGAAGGACUCUACUGGCUCAACGGGUUGGCCUAGAGCCGAUGGUGUACUUGGUAUAUUGACACGGCGGCACCUUGACAAAAACCAGGACAAUGCUAUAAUCACCUCCCUUGAAGAUAGCUCGAUGCCAUCCGAGGGUUCGAUAAACAAGUCACUAAACUCUACCGAAAGCGCAGCUCCAUUGAAUCCAAAUGGCGAGCAGCAGCCUCCCAGCACUACCAAUGACAAAAAGUCCCCACCAAACUCUGGUGUGCCCAACCGGAGUACCCGCCCACAGCCACCUUCUUAUAAACUUGAGUACGAGAUACUCUACCUCAAAGUACUAGAGCUGGAACGUGUACCUCUUUCUGUGCCAACACUGCUGCCGGCUGUUGACUGGACGGGAUUGACUACUCUCACUAUCAUGCGAUGCGAGGAUCAUGAAAAGCUUUGGAGGGCUUUGCGUCGGAAGUAUGCUCCUCCUGCAAUGCCGGCAAAACGUCCACAGGAUGCAGAACGUCGAGCAAGCGCCAGCUCAGUUGAGUACUCUCUAAAUUUGAAACAUAUUCGCACGGACACUGUUUCACCUUAUCUUAUAUUGUUUAUCAAGGAUGCGCUGGCCCCGAAUACCCUCGAGAGUGUUUAUUUGCAUGAAGCACCAGGUCAUGAAUCUGCCGUGCAUAUCGACGCUAUUUACAAGCACAUUCUGCGAAAGCACAGGCAGAGUCUGCGAAAGGUGCUGAUUGAUGCCACUGACCGUAUAAUUGGAGACGGAUAUUCAGGCACGCGAUGGCACAAGUGGAUGUUCAACCACGACAUGGUAUCAUUCGUCACAAGUGGAAAGAUGCCGCAAUUAAAAGAGCUGGGAAUGGCGAUGCAUUAUCGCGAUUGGCAUUUCUUCCUGCAGAGAUUGCCGAAUAUGUCUCAGCUUCGUGCUUUAUUUCGACGACAACCCCGCGAUUGGUCAUUCCCGACGCACAGCGAAGAUGAUGAUGAAGGGUGGGCCAACCCCGACCACGAAUCUGAAGAAGACAGCGAUGCUUCCGAUGAUGCCUCGGGGGCGGCUGAUACAGACCUCCUUUCCAGUGACCCGGACUAUGAUACCGAACCUGAUGAAGAACAGGGUGCUUCGCGGGUUCGGUACCGGCUACAAGAGAUUCUGUUUUAUGACGAAAAGGUAUCAAUUUUCAAGGCGCGUCAUGGUGUUUUGUGA
Penicillium mononematosum is the source of this 2091-nucleotide messenger RNA. RefSeq lists its product as uncharacterized. The record is from RefSeq and is a predicted model, not a curated record. The coding region runs from base 1 to 2091 and encodes 696 amino acids. NCBI's taxonomy places the organism in Eukaryota, Fungi, Ascomycota, Eurotiomycetes, Eurotiales, Aspergillaceae. The transcript has 4 exons.